Molecule: messenger RNA, 171 nt
Organism: Truncatella angustata
Lineage: Eukaryota; Fungi; Ascomycota; Sordariomycetes; Amphisphaeriales; Sporocadaceae
Exons: 1
Source: RefSeq, a predicted model, not a curated record
CCAUCGUUUUCCCAUCGCCAAGAAGACGCACGUCGCACCAUAGAGCGUACCGAGACAUGGCACCCCUCAAUACAGCCCUGUAAUAAUUUCAGCCCGGAAGAUCACAAGCAUAAAGAGCAUGCUGCUCUCAUUUCCAGAGUGGUAACCGGUCAGGGAUUUACUGAGCGGUGA